Hypomesus transpacificus is the source of this 1941-nucleotide messenger RNA. RefSeq names its product ubiquitin-conjugating enzyme E2 variant 1 (gene ube2v1). Gene Ontology annotation, biological process: protein K63-linked ubiquitination; DNA damage tolerance. The transcript has 4 exons. NCBI's taxonomy places the organism in Eukaryota, Metazoa, Chordata, Actinopteri, Osmeriformes, Osmeridae. Gene Ontology annotation, cellular component: nucleus. The coding region runs from base 54 to 497 and encodes 147 amino acids. The record is from RefSeq and is a predicted model, not a curated record.
UUCAAUUGACGUACGUACAGCAACGUGCGCGUUCCCGCGUAUCAGAGACAAAGAUGGCGGCCGCCGCCGGAUCAGGCGUCAAAGUUCCCCGUAACUUUCGGUUGCUGGAGGAGCUGGAAGAGGGCCAGAAAGGUGUAGGAGAUGGGACUGUGAGCUGGGGACUGGAGGAUGAUGAUGACAUGACACUGACCCGCUGGACUGGCAUGAUUAUUGGGCCGCCCAGGACAAUCUAUGAGAACAGGAUGUACAGUCUUAAGGUAGAAUGUGGACCCAGGUAUCCUGAGACUGCCCCUUUCGUCCGCUUCGUGACCAAGAUCAAUUUAAAUGGCGUGCACAACUCCAAUGGUGUCGUGGACACGCGGGCGGUGGCAGCUCUGGCCAAGUGGCAGAACUCGUACAGUAUCCGUGUGGUGCUGCAGGAGCUCAGACGGCUCAUGAUGUGCAAAGAGAACAUGAAGCUGCCCCAGCCGCCCGAAGGCCAGGUCUACAGCAACUGAGCCUCCCCCCAGCAGCCUGCCUGUUCAACUCUGUUCUUCACUGUCCCUCCCUCCCGCCAUCCACAUGCACACACACAUGCACACAUGCGCGCACACACACAGAAAUGCAAAGUACACUCAACGCUUCCUUUCAACUAGACCGACACACCACACAAUUUAUGUACAUGGAUUGAAAGCUUCCUCUGAAAUACACGUAUGUAUAUCUAUAUGUAUAUAUAUAUACAGAUACACAUAAACACCGCAGCAGGUUGCCUCUAUUAUUUCCAAGACUCUUGGGAGAAAAAAAACAAAACCCCAUUCUCACGUAACCCCCUCUUUGCCAGGCCCCCCUCCCACAUAGUCUUUCUUAAACCAUGCUCACUUUCUCUCUCUGGAGCGUUUCAUUGAACAGAGAGAUGGAUGCUCGGGUGAACACCACCUCUCACCCCCCACCGCCUCAACACUCACCGUGCAGAUCAGACAUUAUGAUACAACUACAAACAAAUACUGUACAUCUUACUAAUCUUGUUUUUUUUAUUAUCUUUGUGUUCUACAUCCAGAUUGUAAAAUAACAUAAAUGAUCUUAUUGAGUGUACCUAUCUUAUGUGUGUGCUGGAUUCUUCAACAAAGGGUGGCGGUGGCUGCAUUUGACUCUAUAAUGUGUCGUAAUGGGUGGGAUUCAAGACAACCUGCUGCUUUGGAAAAUUCUUGUUUGGCCCCUAUUGGCCCCCCUAUAGACAGACUUAAGAAAUGUGCUCUUCGUCUUGUCACUGAAACUUAAGUGUGUAACCAAAAUCAACCUAGUUAUUGUGGGCCAGAAGUGUCUUGUUACCAAAAUGUUAACAAAUUGAGAAAAACUGUCCCUAAAACGCAGCUUUUUGGGAAACAAAAAAGAGGGGGAGUUGAGUGGGUCCAUUUUACAAAGCUGCAGAGGUCUCAGACAAGUCAUACGUUUUCCUCCCGUUUAUGUGAAUAACCGGGGUCUUUACUCAAGCACAUGUACGGUACAUCAGGUUAAUUAACCAACAUAUAUUCAACAGCAACACGUGUAUCAGCAGGGCAGUCCCUCUAUGUGCUCCACACGCCUGUUUUCUCUAACUUGUCCUCUGUGCCAUAUAGUUCAUAGCAAUUUAUAAUGAUUUAAUGAAGAUUAAGUAUAGGUGAUAGGUGAGGAAAAAGUAAUACAAUUUUCUCUUAAAAAAUAAGUACAUGGGAUUUCAGAUGCUGAGCUUCAGUGCUUGGCCUCUUAUUGGAUUCACCACAGUCAUGUUCCCUGAGAGUUUGGUGUGAGAAGUAUAUGGGAGGGUUCUCUAUUUGAGAUUGACUUGUGAACUCUGUUUCAGCCUCCUCAGUGAAAGCCCAUGUAAUGAAAUGUAUGGCUAUAGAUGUUUUAUUUUAUAACGGGUGUGAAUCUAGUCUGGGUGACCUGUGCAUGGUUUUAUUUGAAUUAAACAUUACUUUUGCA